Musa acuminata AAA Group (dessert banana) is the source of this 1263-nucleotide messenger RNA. RefSeq names its product rac-like GTP-binding protein 5. Lineage: Eukaryota; Viridiplantae; Streptophyta; Magnoliopsida; Zingiberales; Musaceae. Gene Ontology annotation, biological process: regulation of actin cytoskeleton organization; small GTPase-mediated signal transduction; cortical cytoskeleton organization. The record is from RefSeq and is a predicted model, not a curated record. Gene Ontology annotation, molecular function: GTPase activity; protein kinase binding; GTP binding. Gene Ontology annotation, cellular component: cytoplasmic vesicle; cytoskeleton; cell projection.
GAAAGUAGUUGGCCUCAGGGCGAUGGCCGCAGGGCGACCGCUUCAAGUUCACGAUUUCCCGGGCCUCCUCUCUCUCGGCGCCGCCUCUCGCCUUCAAUCUCGAGCGCGAAAGCAAAAGAGAUCCCUUUUGUAGAUUCAUCUCUUUUCCCUUCUUGGACUGUCUCGCAUUAGGGUUAGGCAUCCGCUGCUCCUUUCUGCAUUGCCGCCUUCUCGUCAAUGGCCGACGUCUUUGAUUUGGCUGCGGGGGAUGGGUUGCGGAGGUGUAGCUGAAGCAGCAGCGGGAGGUGACUUAGCCGGACGCCGAGGAGAAGAGAGGGAGAGGGAGGCCUCCGUUUUCCUUUUUCUUUUCUUUACUGUGCCUGGUGCUUUGGUUGGAGAAUAGGGAAGGAGGAGAUGAGCGCAUCGAGGUUUAUAAAGUGCGUCACGGUGGGGGACGGCGCUGUUGGCAAGACCUGCAUGCUUAUAGCCUACACCAGCAACACUUUUCCCACGGAUUAUGUUCCAACAGUUUUUGACAACUUCAGUGCAAAUGUAGUGGUGGAUGGUAACACAGUUAACUUAGGUUUGUGGGAUACUGCAGGCCAGGAGGAUUACAAUAGAUUGAGACCUUUGAGCUACCGUGGUGCAGAUGUUUUUUUGCUUGCUUUUUCUCUCAUCAGUAAAUCCAGCUAUGAAAAUGUUGCCAAGAAGUGGAUUCCUGAGUUGAGGCAUUAUGCACCUGGUGUUCUAAUUCUUGUCGGGACAAAGCUUGAUCUUCGUGAUGAUAAGCAGUUCUUUAUAGAUCAUCCAGGUGCAGCUCCCAUAAGUACUGCUCAGGGGGAGGAGCUGUAGAAGCAAAUAGGUGCUGAUGCGUACAUAGAGUGCAGUUCAAAGACUCAGCAAAAUGUCAAGGCGGUAUUUGAUGCGGCCAUCAAGGUCGUGCUUCAACCACCCAAGCAAAAGAAGAAAAAGAAGAAACAGAAAAGUUGUUCCAUAUUGUAAUAAUCAAGCUUGUGAAAAAGGCCAUGGUGGCCAGCCAUCCUUUGGGGGGACCUUCAAAUUGGUUAGCAGCAUUCCCAGAGUAUCAUGUUAUUUGCUUUUCCUUUUGACUUGUGGUGAUAUGUAACUGACCUUCCAAAGCUUGUACCUCCUGAUGAUGACUUAUUCAUAUUAAUGUUUAGGUAAAUGUUUAAUCCAUUUUCCUUAUGCAAAGGUGGUAUACUGAGUUUAUUGUACUGUAAGUUGAUUACUCCAAUGACUUUUCUACUUUGCUAGUUUGAUGAA